Chiloscyllium plagiosum (whitespotted bambooshark) is the source of this 3487-nucleotide messenger RNA. NCBI's taxonomy places the organism in Eukaryota, Metazoa, Chordata, Chondrichthyes, Orectolobiformes, Hemiscylliidae. The record is from RefSeq and is a predicted model, not a curated record.
GUUAAUGUUUCGUGUCCAGUGACCCUUCCUCAGAACCUGGAAACAGUAAUAGAACCCUAGUACUAUGGUGUUAUAUUAGAGAAGUAUUGUAAACUGAAAAGGGAAGUAAGGGAAAUUUAAGCGGUAGUUUUAUUGACAGUUUCAUCACAUCACAACAGCUGCUUUCGUCUGAACUCAACAGUCAUUCUCGGUUACAUAGUUACGAGCAAGGCCACUAUGCUGUUUUCAGCAUCGAAAGAAACACAAGUGGGAACCAAUACCUAACUAUGAAGCCCCUGAGAAACCUAGAGCUUAGAACCUCACAUGUGCCGUAUGCUAAAAGCCGUAGGAAAUGCAGGCACAAAUGGUGGAAAGGACCAAUUGUUUUCCUAUUACUCAUGACUGUUUGCCUGGCGAUCUUUGCACUUACGCAGUCAGUUCGCAAACUAAUUGAUGAUUUACCAGGCAAAGAGAAAGCUUGGAAAGAGCUGCAAAGUACAACCUGUGAUGAUCCCUGUAGAUUUGUAGUUACAGAGAGCGUGCCAGAUGGUGUACAUUAUGGUGAAAAUGCUACAAAAUAUCAAUCAACAUAUAACUCCUGGUUAAACCUAAUCAAUAUAGCAAAUAGCAGUCUGGAUAUUGCCUCAUUCUAUUGGACUCUUACCGGCCAUGAUAUUAAUGUGACUGAUCCCACCUCCAAGCCUGGUGAAAUCUUGCUUCGUGAAUUAGAGAAAUUGCCAUCAAAAAAUGUUAGUGUGCGCAUUGCAUCAAGUACGCUUUCCUUUCCACAUCAAUUUUCCACUGAUCUCAAAAUUCUAAAAGAGAAAGGCAUCCAUGUAAGGAAAGUAAACUUUCAAAAGUUAUUGAGUGGUGUACUUCACACAAAACUCUGGAUUGUUGAUAAGAAACAUAUUUAUAUUGGCAGUGCUAAUAUGGAUUGGAGAGCACUAACUCAGGUGAAAGAACUGGGUGCUGUGGUUUACAAUUGCAGUUGCCUUGCCAAUGAUUUCUCCAAAAUCUUUGAAGCUUACUGGAGUCUCGCACUGCCAAAUGCCACCAUCCCAUCACCAUGGCCAGCUUUUUAUUCAACAAAUUUUAACAAAGACACACCUCUUGACGUGAAACUGAAUGGAACUGCUGCAAAAAUGUACUUUUCAAGUUCACCUCCCAAGUUAUGCCCAAAAGGUCGGACUACUGAUCUUGAUGCUAUUCUCAGUGGUAUCAAUGCUGCGAAGAAGUUUCUAUAUAUUUCUGUCAUGGAAUAUUUUCCAACAUCGCGUUUCCUACAACAUGUACUAUAUUGGCCACAUAUUGAUGACUCGUUGAGAAAAGCAGCUAUUGAACGUCAUGUUCGUGUUCAACUGUUGGUUGGUUACUGGAAACAUACAGAUAAAUCCAUGCUGGCUUAUCUUCAAUCACUGCAAGCUCUAAGAAACAUCAGGAAGGUCCAUUUUGAUGUGAAACUAUUCAUUGUUCCUGUGGGAAAAUUUAGCAAUAUUCCUUAUGCAAGAGUGUGUCACACCAAAUACUUUGUGACGGAAAAUAUUGCCUAUAUAGGUACUUCGAAUUGGUCUUAUGAUUACUUCAAUUCUACAACAGGAGUUGGUCUGCUUAUUAAUCAGACUUCAGGAGAAGCUGGUGAUACAGCUCAUCAUCAGCUAAAGAAUCUGUUUCAAAGAGAUUGGAAUUCCAACUAUUCUGUCACCUUGGAUGAUUUGAAAGAUUAUUCUGACUUUUCAUUUAAAAUGAAUGGGCUAAAAUGAUGCCUUUAGGGAAUCUUAAUCUCACAUUCACACUUAUAAUUGCAUCUGGAAGGAUUUUGUCAAAAGUUAAAUAAGGAAAGCAGAUUAAAGUAAGCCACUAUAUUAUUGAAAAUGAGCUAUCACUGGCAGGUAUAUUUUGAAAUAACUUCUAGCACUAUGAUUAAAGACAAACUGUGCUGUUAAUGUAAUUUUGAAUUUCAGUUGGUACAAACAUUGUGAAUUAAGAUUAAUUACCUGAAUUAUUGCAUUUCUUUAUGUUCUCACUGAUGGGAUGUUGUGAGUGAAACAAUGAGUCAGACAACCUAAGGUUAUUGAAACAAAAACAGAAAGUGUGCAGAGAUUCAGCACAUCUGGCAGCAUCUGAAAAUCAGUUAACAUUUCUCUGUUUAUCGAUGCUGCCAGACCUGCUGAGUUUCUCAAGAAUUUCUGUUUUUGUUUCAGAUCUCCAAUGACUACAGUUCUUUAUAUUAUUCACGCACCAGCUAUAAUGUUGCAGCAAAUCAAUCCCCAUUUCAUUGUGAAGCUUGAAAAUGUUGUAUAAACAGAAACUAACAAUCCUAGCCUUAGAUCAACAACCCAGACCUUCAAUCCCCAGCAACUAUAUUUGAAACCUUGACUGAAUGUCAUCCUCAGCAGUUCAAGUUCAGGAAAAAACAUGGGGAGAACUUGAAACAUUAUCAUGUCAUAAAAUAGUGAUCUGAUCAUCUGGCUAAGCUCCUUUCGCUGCUGUUGAAAGGAUAAUCAUGAAUACUGCGUUUGGCCCAAUUAAGUGUCAAGUAAUUUUCCUUCACUAUUGACCAUCACUUUACACAUUCCAUAUCUCUGGUGAAUGCAUUCUGCGCUUUGUAAUGGCAGAACGUGAGUUUACUAAAUUUGUUGUUUCUAGCAGUUCCACUGUAAAAUGCACCAAAUUUGGGUUAGAUCCAUCAGUAUGGAUCAACUCUCCAAAUUCUAUGAAGUCAAGACUGAUUCACUCUCAGUUUAUCCAGUGCAGUGUGAAUGAAAAGAAUGUGUCCAGUAUAAUCUUGUCCAAUGCAAUGAUCCACCCAGUAAGCUCAUAUUCAAUUAUCUUGUUUUUUUUUAGGAAAAGCAAAAUUAUUUCUAGUUUGAAGUGAAACCAAUCUUCAUAAGGUUGGUGGUACAGAACAGCAGCCUAAUCACUAGUAAAGCCCUCUAUUUAAUGAAUCGUGUAAGCUAUGUGAUUUGUAAUUUUUUAAAAGGUUGAUCAUAAGCACAAUCAUAUCAACUAAUGACAUCAGUAGUCCGACCCUCACUAUCCCCGAUAGAAAAACUGGUCAAUCAUUUCAUUUACUGUUUAUGUGGGGCCUCUGUGUGCAAAGUUAGCUAACCUAUUUACUUACAUAAUAAUAAUGGUAAUUCUAACAUAAUUGCUGUGACAUUUAAGAUGUCCUAAGAAAAGGAUAAGGCUCUGUAUAAAUGCAAGUUAUUCCCUUCUCUAAGAUAUGUAAGUUUUGUAGGUUUGGGGACAUUCAAUAUAUUGCAAUAAACAGCAUAUAUUGGCCCCUACAUAUUUAGCAAUAUAUAGAGUAUAUAUGUAAAUUGUAUAAAGCCUAUUAGCCGGUUCUGUGUUUGGAAUCAUUUAUUUUUAGAAUGUGACACUAUUCUCUAUACUGUGCCAUUCAUGUUAUCAGUUUUGGAAUCAGCUUCAGCUCAAUCAGAGAGUGGUAAGGGUGUGGAAUGCACUACCUGCUAAGGUCGUCACCUCAGCCACAUUAGGGAGAUUU